Messenger RNA from Iphiclides podalirius (scarce swallowtail), 5079 nucleotides. NCBI's taxonomy places the organism in Eukaryota, Metazoa, Arthropoda, Insecta, Lepidoptera, Papilionidae. The record is from the annotation of a GenBank genome assembly.
AUGGUGAUGGAGUCGGCGCACCACAACGGGCGAUUCUGGCCCCUCUCGCCGCGCCUCUGGCGUCGCAGCAGCGAGUACUCGAAGGUGGUCUUCGAGCCGCGCCGCCCGCCCACCUCGCCGAUAGAACUCAGGCGGAAUGGGCUGGACCAGACCCCGGAUCUGCUGCGAUCCAGGAGUUUCUUCAAGGAGAGACUGGAUCACACGAACCUCGAGGAGGUGCAACACGAGAACGACGAGAACGAACCGAGGCACCGGUGGAGUGUCGACUCGAAGAAGCCCCCGAUAAAGGAAACGAAAAAAAUCGAAGAAGUGGUCAAGCUCAGGGUCAAGAAGCAGAGGCAUCCGCGGCCGAACAGCUUGCAGCUGCUUCUGUGCCCGUCCAGCUCCGGUCAUUACAGCAGCAACACCUGGAGAUACACCAGAGUUCGAUCCAAAAGCCAUGAGCCGGAGGGCGGCGGCCGGUGCGGCGAGGGACCGCUAGCGCGCGGGAUGCAGCCCGCGCCGCCGGGCGGCUCGCCUAAGCGCCAGGCCACCUCGGCACCGGCACACGGCGCAGCGGGCGACCAGUCCACCCUGAAGGUCCACCUGCCGAACGGUGGUUUCAACGUGGUGCGGACGUCGCCCGAUGAGGAUGUCCGAUCGGUGCUGAGGCUCCUGGCUGCGCGCCUGGCCGCCGGGGACCGCGUGUACUCCUCGUGCUAUGCCCUUAGGGCGAGGAGACUCACAACUGGAAAGAUCCGAUGGGUCCACCAGGACACGCCCGUGUCGGAGCUCAUCACUAGGUGGCCGGCUAGCGAGUGGCGGCUGGAGCUGCGCGUGCGCUACCUGCCGGCCAAUCUGCGUGACCUCUGCGACGCGGACCGUGUCACCUUCCACUACUACUACGACCAGGUGCGACACGACUACCUCAACGCCAACCAUCCCAUGGUGGACCAGGAUCUGGCGAUACAAAUAUGUUGUUUAGAAAUAAAAUACUUCUGUAAGGACAUGCAGAUCUCCAUGGACAAGAAGUCGAACAUAGAGUACCUGGAAAAGGAGUUCGGCCUCCACAAGUUCCUCCCAAAGUCAGUGAUAGAGGCAAUCAAGCCAAAAGUGCUGAAGAAGGCUAUACAGCAGCAGUUCAAGAAGGUGGCCAACCUCAGCGAUGUCGAGUGCAUGCUUCGCUACGUGGAGACGAUGCACACCCACUACGGAUAUGACCGUGAGACCUUCACGGCGGCUCUUGGCGGGGGGUGGGCGAUACCCGUUGAGCUGGCCAUUGGACCCGAUAUAGACAUAUCGUACGUGUCCCACAAGGCGGGUGAGCUUACUUACACCAAAAUCGCUUCGUUCAGCGACAUCGUUGCACUGCAGACCCUCAAGUCCAACUGCACCCAGCAGUCCAACACGCAGAGCGGCUCCUGUGGCAAGGCGGCUCUACAACUUCGCGUUAAGGGGGCGACAGAGACCCUAACUAUCACGUGCAGCAGUGUCGAGGCGGCGGAGAGUUUAGCUGAUCUAGUAGACGGCUAUUGCAGACUCGUUACCGACUCGCAGACCUCCCUAUGGAACAGAACAACGACCGUAUGGAAACAACUGAACUGUCAAUGUAAAACGGAAAUGAGCAGCAGUUCCUCGGAGGGAAAGACGAGCUCCUGGGAAGCGAAUACGGCGACAAUACUAUCAGAGGACUAUGCAGAAAUCGUUGACGACGACGCCGACUACUCUACGCCCGCAGUUCGGGAUUACGAAUUGGUGCGUAAUCAAAUAGAACUGACUGGUAUAAUUGGAGAAGGACAGUUUGGGGACGUGCAUAAGGGCACGUGCCGCGUGACGUCAGCCAACCACCCUUCGCUGCGGCGCCAGCUGGCGCUGCAGAAGCAGGAGGGGCGCAGCGUCGGCGGCGAGUACGUGCUGCACGUGGCCGUCAAGACGUGCAAGAUGGACGCCGACCUGGACACGGCGGAGAAGUUCCUCGAGGAGGCCUACAUAAUGCAGCAGUUCUCCCAUCCGCACAUUAUCGGCCUGGUGGGCGUGUGCAGCUCGCCGCCGAUCUGGAUAGUGAUGGAGCUGGCGACUCUCGGCGAGAUGAGAGCGUAUCUGCAACAAAACGCGCACAGGCUGGAGACGUGCACGCUGGUCUUAUACAUCUACCAGCUUUCGACGGCGCUCAGCUAUCUAGAGAGCAAGAAGUUUGUUCACAGGGACAUAGCGGCCCGCAACGUGCUGGUCUCCACGGCCACCUGCGUCAAACUGGCGGACUUCGGGCUAUCGAAGCGAGUAGACGACAAGUCCUACUACAAGGCUUCACGGGGAAAACUGCCCAUCAAGUGGAUGGCGCCAGAGUCAAUCAACUUCAGACGCUUCACUUCCGCAUCGGACGUUUGGAUGUUCGGCGUGUGCAUGUGGGAGAUCCUGAUGCUGGGCGUGAAGCCGUUCAGCGGCGUGAAGAACAACGACGUGAUCGGCAAGCUGGAGAACGGCGAGCGUCUGGCGCUGCCCGCCCGCUGCCCGCCGCGGCUCUACUCGCUCAUGUCGCGCUGCUGGGCGUACGAGCCCUCGCAGCGGCCCACCGCGCACUGCCUCAAGGAGACGCUCUUCGAGAUCCUGCAGGAAGAGCGCAGCAGCGCGUGGGACACCAUGCGACGCGAGAACCGGCGCGUGGCAGCCGCCUCUUGGGGGGACGAGCCGCCGCCCAAGCCCUCCCGGCCCACGCCCAACAUGGCGCCAGCGCUAGAGCCGACGUCGACGCAGGCCGGCGCGCCGCAGACGUACAUCGUGGCGCAGAACCCGCUCGUGCUGGCGCACCUGCUCCGAGAGAACCAAACGCGCUCCAUCGACCCCCAAGCGUACACCACGCCCGCAUCGGUAUUCAACACGGUCUCCGUCGACUUCGCGCAAACUCUACCGGAGAACGAUCUACCGAAACUUAUCAACCCGAAACCGGACGAGGUCAUCGACAUACCCCUCCAGACCGCCCCCAUCCCGGCCGCCAGCCUGCACCGCCUCGACCCGGUGGUGCCCGAGGGCGAGACCCACACGGUGCUGGUGGGCGCGCGCGCCAGCUGCGACAACCUCUGCCAGAACGCGGCCCCCCUCGCCCCCCGCGCCGCCCACGCCCCCCGCGGCCCCCUCGCCCCGCGCCCAGCCCGCCUCCCCGGGCCAAAGCGAGACGGACAACGCCUACCCGAGCCGCGGGCAGCCUCUCGCACCGGGGCGCCCCCGCCGCCCUCGCCGCCCCCGCCCCCCGCCCCCGCCCCGCCCUUCGCGCGCCAGCACUCUGUGCCCGCCUCCCCGCCCCCCAGGGCGCGCAGGGACCAGGACUUCGGCCAGUUCUCCGUCCAGGGCGCGCUCAACGCGCAGCUGGCCGCGAGCGUGAUGAACAAGAUACGCCAGCAGCCCGAGCCCCCCCUCGUGGAGGGCAUCUACGAUUUCGGCGGCGACAACGUGAAAAGCUGCGCCGCGAUCGCCGCCCAGAAGGCGAUGAAGCCCGCCUACCGCCACGUGGCGUCCGGCAUGGCCGCCUCCCACCCCACCCCCUCGUACGGGGUGCCCGUCGGCGUCGUCCACGGCGUCCAGUUCGGCCAGGCCUCCAAGUCCGCCCAUUUCAAGGCGGCCGCGCCCCUCCCCCAGCGCUACCCGGCCCCGCCGCCCCCCCAAUUCGGCCAGCCCACGGGCGUGGUGCCCCCCAUGCCGUACGCGCCCCAGCCCCCGAUGUACAAGUCCCAGGCGUCGCUAUCGCAACCCGCCGUCCAGGCCGCGUCCACUGCCCCCUUCGCGGCGCAGUCCCGCCCGCAGUUCGCUUCGGCGACGUCAAUGGACGCGCAAUGCAUUUACGCGUCCCGUCAGGAGUGCUCCCCGAUAGUUCAGCCGACGGGGCAGACGAGCCAACCCGCUCAGAGUCCAGAGUUCGAUACGGAGCAGGCGGUGGAGAAGCGACUGCUCGCGGAGUUGGCCAGGCAGCAGCAUCAAAGCGAAGAAGACAGCAGAUGGCUUCAAAUGCAAGAAGAUAAUUUGAAGCGGCUGUCGAACAUGCAGGUGGCGACGGAGGGCGAGCCUAGUCCUGAGCAGAAGAUCUCUUUGGAGCCUCAAAGCGCAGGCGGACAAGAACCGCCGCGAUCUAGUCAACCACCCUCGGCUUCGAACUCAUCGGAAACCAGCCCGGCGAGCACCGUCAAGUCGACGGAGAAACCGAGCGAAGAGAAGGGCGCGGGCGAGCCGGUGUACGUGGCGACGACGCGCGUGGUGCGCGCCGUGAUGCGUCUGGCGGGCGAUCGGGGCGCCCCGCCGCCCGCGCUGCUCGGCAGCGUGCGCCACGUGGGCCACGAGCUGCGCGCCCUCUGCGCCACCGUGGACCUGCUCGUCGUGCCCUACCCGCCCGCCGCGCAGAGGGAAGUUGAGAUGGCGCAUCAGGUGCUGAGCAAGGAUAUGGCAGCGCUAGUGGAGGCGAUGCGGCUCGCCAUCCAGUACUCCAACACCACGUUGCAGCAUGAGUACACCAAGAGCAUGCUAGCAGCCGCCCACGUACUGGCCAUGGACGCGAAGAACCUGCUCGACGUGGUGGACUGCAUCCGGGAGCGGCACCCGGGCGUGGACUGGCGGGCGGCGCUAGAACCGGACCCCGAGGGACCCCCGCCCGAGCGGAGCCCGCCGCACAACCGGACCCUCACCUCGCAGAACCAGGUGUUCGCCGCCCAGUGCAGGACCUUCACGCCGCAGAACCCCUCGCCGGAGGGCCAGGCUCCGGCGCAGGACGACCCGCCGCGGCCCGACUUCAAGCUCAACCAGCCGGUCACCACCAUCCCGCCCAGCGGCGGAGACCAGCCCAAGGAGCACACCAGCCUGCCCGUCCCCACGAGCCGCGUGUCCGCCCUCGUCCACAACUACAACCUGUACGGAAACGUGAGGGAGCCCCAGCACAUAUACGGCAACGCGGAGCCGAACGCCGCCUUCCAGCACUCCGCCUCGUUCGAGGAGGCGAAGGCGGAGCAGCUGGAGACGGUGCGCGGCCGCGUGCAGGCGAAGACCGAGCAGACGGUCUACUCGGCGAGCAGGAAGCCCGUGCCGGUAGACCAGGGCCACGCGCACGGAGACCAGGGA